UUGAUAUUUUCAGUAGCUACUUGGAACCGCUUCUCCGUGCCGAAACAAGGAUAUUUUGCCUCCCUUGGAAUAAAAGAACGGCGUUAACGGCAGAAGCACUGCAGGCCUACCGGCAGGGACCGGCUCAUAGGCCACGAUGGAGUUGAAGAAGAAUUUGGACGAAUGGCCCGCAGCUGAGUCCUCUGGUGACCGUGGCAGCUCUGUAUGGUGCAAAAGCAUCAUUCUGGCCUUCAUCCUGCUCUUUCUCAUUAUUGGGGUCUUUGUUGGCCUGUUGAUUGCCUACCUGGUGCAAGAAGAACAUUAUUUCAUGGAGACUGUGGAGCUGAGGGGCCUCAAGUAUGACUCAGUUCUGCAAGAUGAGAUGUCAUCAUUGUCCAUAGUUCUCUCCUCCACCAUCCAGUCCAAGAUCAAACAUGUCUUCAUUGCCUCAUCAAUAGCACCUCAUUUUGUGGGCUGCAAUGUUAUAGCCUUUGGGAACAUCAACGGCAAUGUGAUGGCAACAUUUAGGCUGAUCUUCAGAGCAUCCAAGGCACAGAAGUACUCUGACAAUUUCAUCCAGGACCUCCUGAGAGUGGGCCUGGCUGCCCUGUUCCAUGGGCGCCCCCUGCUGGUGCCAGAUUUUGGGGAGAUCAGCGCUAUCGUCUUGCUGGGAGCCAGUGGGAAGUCUUUCUAUCACAUAGGAGACGAGACAGGCACCUGUCCUGCCAACACCUUCACCUGCGACAACGGAGAGUGCCUCACCAAGCCAAACCCCGAGUGUGAUUUUGUCCCAGACUGCGCCGAUGGUUCGGAUGAAGCCCGUUGCUCCUGUGGCACACGUCCAGCCAUGGGCAGCAGAGUGGUGGGUGGGGAGGACGCCCGACACGGAGAGCUCCCUUGGCAGGUCAGCCUGAGGCUCCAGGGCCGACACACCUGCGGGGCUUCUAUUAUCAGCAGCAAGUGGCUCGUCAGUGCUGCCCACUGCUUCGAGAGGUACAGGAACCCAAAGGAGUGGACAGCCCUGAUCGGGGCCAGUCUUGUCAAUGGGGAUGAGUCCGAGUCCAGACUGGUGAAGAUCAAGACUAUCAUUGUGUCCCCUCACUACAACCCUAUGACCACCGACAGUGAUGUCACAGUGCUGGAGCUGGAGAGCCCAGUCACUUUCAGCGCCUACAUCCAGCCCGUCUGCCUGCCAUCCACCUCCCACGUCUUCAGCUCGGGGCAGCAGUGUGUGGUGUCCGGCUGGGGAGCCCUCCAUCAGUUUAACAGUGAGCUGCCCCACAAUCUUCAGAAGGCGGUGGUGAAGAUCAUCGAUUCCAAGACCUGCAACAAGUCAAGCAUUUACAGGGGAGCGGUCACCCACAACAUGGUGUGCGCUGGCUUCCUGCAGGGCAAGGUGGACUCGUGUCAGGGUGAUUCCGGAGGUCCCCUGGUGUGUGAAGAAGCUCCUGGGAGGUUCUUCCUGGCAGGGGUGGUGAGCUGGGGGGUGGGGUGCGCUCAGGUCAACAAGCCUGGGGUCUACUCCCGCGUCACCAGGCUCCGGAACUGGAUCUUAAGCCACACCGAGCCAAACCUAGCACUUCCUCUGUCAGAGGCAGUCACCGCACCCACCGCCACGCCGACUGACGCCCACCCUCGAUCUUUGAUCACGCUCCCGGCUCUCCCAGCUGUAAACUGUAGUGGUAACUACAACUGCGGUGCUGGAACAUGCAUCAGCAAAAUUAACCCUGAAUGUGAUGGAGUCACCGACUGCUCUAACAAAGCUGAUGAGAAGAACUGCGACUGUGGGCGUCGUCCGGCCGUGGGGUCCCAGAAGAUAGUGGGUGGUGCGAACGCGCGGAGGGGUGAGUGGCCGUGGACGGGCAGCCUGCAGUACCAGGGCUCGCACCGCUGUGGAGCCACACUCAUACACUGCAAGUGGCUCCUGACCGCCGCCCAUUGCUUCAAUAGUGGUCCCAAAAUCUUGCGCAGCGACCCAAACCCCAGAGGCUGGACGGUGGGUCUGGGCUCCGUGUUCCGGUCUGGGAUCGGGGCUCUGGUCAUCCCUGUGCAGAGGGUCAUCCUGCACCCCAGCUAUAACGGGACCAGCAUGGACUUUGACGUGGCCCUGCUGGAGCUGUCUGUUCCCGCACCGCAGUCCUACACCAUCCAGCCCGUGUGCCUGCCCGCCCCCACGCACCGGUUCCUGAGCACCGCGGAGUGUUACAUCACCGGCUGGGGGGCGCAGAACGAGGGAGGCUCGCUGGCCAGCCUCCUGCAGAAGGCUGCCGUCAGCGUCAUCGAGCAGCACGAAUGCCGGCAGGCCUAUGGCAACGGGCUGACCCCCGGCAUGAUGUGCGCCGGCUCCGCAGAGGGGGGGAGAGACACCUGCAUGGGAGAUUCCGGAGGCCCCCUAACCUGCCGCGAGCCCUCGGGCCAGUGGUUUGUGGCAGGGGUGACCAGCUGGGGACGCGGCUGUGGCCGAAUUGGCUUCCCGGGGGUUUACACACGAGUCACCGCGGUCAGACACUGGAUAUCCCAAUACCUGCCCUUUUAAAGACAAAACUGAAGAGAAAGGGCCUUUAUUGCAGGUCCCGUUCUGGCUGACUUUUAUCCACCUGUAAACCAUUACUUUGCCGUCCGCUUCCUUUGUUCGGGGAAAGCGGCUUUGUGACCUACUGUGUGGAUAUAUCAGAGGUUCGGCGACAACGCCUGCCAAAAUCAGAAAAUUACCAGAACACUGCCGGCUUCUCUACUUGCAGAGGUCAAGAAACAGCAAAUGAAACUAAGGGGGGGGGGGGGGGUUU
This is a messenger RNA of Anguilla anguilla (European eel), 2765 nucleotides long. It is a transcript of the gene tmprss9, whose product is annotated as transmembrane serine protease 9. NCBI's taxonomy places the organism in Eukaryota, Metazoa, Chordata, Actinopteri, Anguilliformes, Anguillidae. The record is from RefSeq and is a predicted model, not a curated record. Gene Ontology annotation, molecular function: serine-type endopeptidase activity; protein binding. Bases 137 to 2515 code for a protein of 792 amino acids. Gene Ontology annotation, biological process: proteolysis. The transcript has 16 exons.